Molecule: messenger RNA, 1470 nt
Organism: Botrytis porri
Lineage: Eukaryota; Fungi; Ascomycota; Leotiomycetes; Helotiales; Sclerotiniaceae
Exons: 2
Coding region: 1-1470 (489 amino acids)
Molecular function (GO): zinc ion binding
Source: RefSeq, a predicted model, not a curated record
AUGUCUCUCUAUGAAUGUUCCAGUUGUACAGAGCCCAUCCGUCCCGACCGGGCUCGCAUUCAAUGUCAAACCUGCACCGAUUACAAUCUCUGCACCAACUGUUUCGCCAUUCAAAAGACAUCACGUACACAUCUCCUCAGCCAUCCCACCGCCAUCAUCAAAACGAGCGGGACCAGCACCCCCACUGUUCCUCCCCCAGUUCCUCCUCGUCCUCUCCCGCUUCUCCCGCCGCGAAAAGAUACCCUCACCAACAUCACCGCCCCCAAUCUCCCGCCCAAAAAAGUCGAACUCCCAACCGCCAAUUGGGGUGCCCUGUGGGAUAUCGUGAAACCGAAUAAGAAACCGAAAAAUUCGAGCGGGGGCCCGAGAGAUCUCCUUUCGAUUCAACCACCCCCGAAUGACGACAGCUUUAGCAAUCACAAUAUAAGUUACUCAGAUUCUCCCCUCACUAAGUUACGACCGGAUUUACCCGCGCAAUUUUUUGAGGGAUCGUUGGAGGGGAAAAUCAAAUUGGAAGCCUUUACCAAUCCAUACGCUUCGCUGGCGCCCCCGAUGCCAUCGGAAUGGAGUCCCUUUUUCCAAAAGGAUGGAGCGUUUAAUGCGAUUUUUGUGGAUUUGAUGACGACCAUGUUUUUGUGUUUGGAUGUGGAGGGCACGAAUGAAUUGAGUCCGGAGGUGUGGAGUGCGUUCUUGGAGAUGCAGGGGGUUGGGAUGGAGAAUAAUAUCUGGCAAAAAACACUUUACACGACCGGGGGACCUCAAAAUCAAGAGAUUGCCGACCUCGAAUUGGGUAUUUUCUUCAAAACGCAUGAUAUUUCUCACACGCUCUCGGUACGCCAUGCAUCGAAUCUUCCGCCUCCGUCGCCGUCUCCUACGGCGGGAGAACGUAUUCGGAGAUCGAUUUCGCUCGGAGCAAACAUGCCGAUGUUGAGUCGGCAGGGGUUUAUAGAUGUCAUGGGUAUGGAAAUGCUGCAGGAUCCGGAUGAGGGACAUAGACGGUUGGAAGGGGUGGUGAGGGAUUACGAUAUUUGGAAACCAUUGGGGGAUGUACCCCGGGAGUGUUUUCUGGAUGGGAAGAUUGAGGGAAGGGGGAAGAGAAGGAGUUUAUUGGAGAUGAGUGAGGAGAAGGAGGAGGUGGAGAGGAAGAUUAUGGAGGGAAUGUUUAGGGGCGUUGGAGCGGGGAAGAUUGGAGGAAGGAAUAGGAGUGAGGAGAAGGAGGAGAAGAGGAACAGAUCGAGAUCGAGAUCGAGCUCAAGAGAUAGUAGAAACACAGAUCUACCCGUGCCAGAAAGAUUCGCCUUUGACGCCAUGGAUGACGAAGAGCGAACUGGAGAUCGAAAAUCCCCCUUCUCUCAUAUCGAAGUCGAUGUCAUCCCCGAGGAUGAAUUCGAAGAUACUUACGAUGAGAUCAAUCGCAUCUUAACCGGGGAAGAUAUUGGUCCUACCGAUAUUAUCGGAGAGGCCAAGUAA